CCAUAAUAUUAUAGGAUCCUCAUGCUGCAUGACUUCCGAAUAAUUUAUUCAUUUCCAGCUGUUCCUCUUAAUAAUUCGACUUCAACGUAUAUAGCUCUUGUUCUCUUCUUUCUUCUGUGAAUGAGUAAUCAUAUAACACCACGAAAUUCAUCAUGUUUCAAAGAAUUACGACUUUACGCCAAAUCUUCAGUUCUAAGUUCAUCCAAUCUCAAGGGGCAAGAUCUAGCUACCAUACAUCUGGAGCUGCAGUUUCUUCAAAAGAUGAAAAUCUUAGCGUCGAUUGGGAUAAUCUUGGAUUUAAUUUGAUGCCUGCGGAUUAUAUGUACAUGAUGAAAUGUACAGAAGGCGAGAGUUUUACACAGGGGCAUCUUGAUCGCUAUGGAAGCAUCGAGCUGAGCCCUGCUGCUUGUGUGCUAAACUAUGGCCAGGGAUUAUUUGAAGGUACGAAGGCCUUCAGGGGGGAAAAUGGAAGGCUGUUUUUAUUUCGACCUGAACAGAAUGCAGUUAGGAUGCAAAUUGGUGCUGAUAGAAUGUGCAUGCCUGCACCUUCAACCGAACAAUUUGUUGAUGCAGUAAAAGAAAUUGCUCUUGCUAAUCAUCGUUGGAUUCCGCCUACAAGAAAAGGGUCACUUUAUAUUAGGCCAUUGCUCAUCGGAAGUGGCCCUAUACUCGGUGUGGCUCCUGCACCGGAGUACACGUUUCUGAUAUAUGCUUCCCCUGUUGGAAACUAUUUCAAGGAGGGUAUGGCACCGUUGAGUUUGUAUGUUGAGGACGAAUAUCAUCGCGCUUCGCCUGGUGGUGCUGGAUGUGUCAAAGCCAUUACAAAUUACUCCCCAGUUUUGAAAGCUCAAGCCAGAGCAAAGAGCAUAGGCUUUUCGGAUGUUCUGUACCUCGACUCCAGUAGUAAAACUAUCAUUGAGGAGGCCAGUUCCAGUAACUUUUUCAUUGUCAAGGACAAUGUGAUUUCUACCCCUGCACCAAAUGGGACAUUUCUCGAAGGGAUUACCAGGAAAAGCAUCAUUGAGAUUGCAAGGGAUCUUGGUUAUCAGGUUGAUGAAAGGAGUGUUCGCGUGGAUGAACUAGACCAUGCCGAUGAGGUUUUCUGCACCGGAACUGCUGCUGGUGUUGCUGCUGUAGGAAGUAUUACCUUCCGGGGAAAAAGAUUUGACUACAAAGUAGAUGGGAGGCUUGUUUCUCAAAGAUUGUACUCCACACUAGUGGGAAUUCAAAGAGGAGUUGUGCAAGAUAAAUGGAAAUGGCUUGUCCGGAUCGAUUAGCUGAAAUCUCCGUGUGAUGUUUUGCCGAGUAUGGAACGUGAAUGGCCUGUAAUACUGCAAUAUCUUAUUCACCCAUGGAUCUAGGAUUUUAAACUAAAGGUGCAAAACAUAGUAUUGAAAUAGUAAUAUAUUAUAUAUAUAAUUUUCAUUA
Messenger RNA from Daucus carota subsp. sativus, 1428 nucleotides. RefSeq names its product branched-chain amino acid aminotransferase 1, mitochondrial-like. The record is from RefSeq and is a predicted model, not a curated record. Gene Ontology annotation, biological process: branched-chain amino acid metabolic process. Bases 153 to 1277 code for a protein of 374 amino acids. Gene Ontology annotation, molecular function: branched-chain-amino-acid:2-oxoglutarate transaminase activity. NCBI's taxonomy places the organism in Eukaryota, Viridiplantae, Streptophyta, Magnoliopsida, Apiales, Apiaceae. The transcript has 10 exons.